UGCUGGUGAGCAGAAGCAGGAGAGAAGAAAAGGCAAGACAGCACCAGUAGACUCUCACCAACUCAUUGAAUCAAUCAUAACCCUUCCACCUCUCCUCCUCCUCAAAAUCUCCCACACCACCAUCAUCAUUUGGUUUUUGUACCCCAGCUAAAACAAAGAACACCAAAAAGGAGGAAGAAGAUUAGGAAAGCUUUCUUUCAUUAUAUAUUGCAGAAGCAAGCAUACCAUACGCCUUGUUCCUCACAUCGCCUCUUAGCUUCUUCUACUUCUUCCUCCUCCUCCUCCUCCUCCUCCCCCUCCUCCUCCUCAUCUUAUGUAGAGAGGCUACUCCUCCUAGCCUUGGGAGAUCGGCAAUGUCUGCCCAAAUUCUACCUGAGCGCAUUUGCUACGUCCACUGCAACUUCUGCAACACCGUCCUCGCGCUAUAAUGCACCAGCUUUUCUCAGCUCCAAGUCCAUGAUAGUUUGGUGAUCAUGCAGGUCAGUGUCCCUGGCAACAGCUCCUUCAACAAUGUAGCGGUACGAUGCGGGCAUUGUUCAAUUCUGUUGUCUGUCAACAUGGGAGACUUGCUUCAAAGACUUCCUUUCCAAGAUUUCCAGAAAUUGCAGACCUGCAACACAGCAGCUCAAGGUAGCAGGAUGGAAUGUGGAUCACCUUCAAAGUUUAGUAGGUCUUCCUUACUGUCCACAAUGCCAAAUUAUCAAGAACAAAUGCUACCUACUCGACCCCCGGAGAAGAGACAACGCGUGCCAUCUGCAUAUAACAAGUUUAUCAAAGAGGAGAUACAAAGGAUAAAGGCUAAGAAUCCAGAGAUCAGCCACAGAGAAGCAUUCAGCACUGCAGCAAAAAAUUGGGCACACUUCCCUCAUAUCCAGUUUGGGCUAACAGUUGAUGGGAAUAAGCAACCAAAGACUGAUGAACAAGUUGCUGCAGCAGUCACUGCACCAGAAAGCCAAAAAGCUCAGAGUUUCUUCUAACUAUUAAUCUGGAGAGUGAGUAGAUGCUGCAGUAUAUGAACUUGCAUUCUGCAGGUCAAUAUGAAGUCCAUUUUAAGUAUCUUUACUUUGGAAACUUAAUUGUAAUAGGAAAAAAAGCCUUCUAAGCACUUUGCUACUCAUGAUCAUUUAUAUUAAUCCUAUGCUAUGCCAAACCUAAUAAGCUUAAUUUUAUUUCA
Molecule: messenger RNA, 1174 nt
Organism: Musa acuminata AAA Group (dessert banana)
Lineage: Eukaryota; Viridiplantae; Streptophyta; Magnoliopsida; Zingiberales; Musaceae
Product: axial regulator YABBY 5
Exons: 6
Coding region: 474-977 (167 amino acids)
Biological process (GO): cell fate commitment; abaxial cell fate specification; multicellular organism development
Cellular component (GO): nucleus
Source: RefSeq, a predicted model, not a curated record